AUGUUCAGAAGAACUUAAUAUAAUAUCUAUUAAAACAUAAAUAAAAUUCUAGACGAAAAUUCAACCCUCAAUCACGGUGCAUUAUGGCUAGGUGAUUAUACAGCAGCAUUAGAUAACUAUUUCAAACUAAAUAAAAAUCAUCUUAAAAAAAAAUACUAAUCUAAAACAGAUAUCAUAAAACCUAAAAAUGACAAAUUUAAUUAUGAAUACUAUAAUCUCGAAAAUGGAAUAAAAGUUUUGAUAGCAGUAGCAAAUAAAACUGAAUAAAUAGGUGCUUCAUUAACUAUAAAAGGUGUAGGUAGUUAUUAAGAUCCUAAAGAUAUCAUUUAUUAUUUUUAUAAUAUCCUCCAAUUGUUGAUGAUAUUAUCUUAAAAGGUAUAUAUAAAAAUGGAUAAAUAAAUGGAAUGA
Molecule: messenger RNA, 408 nt
Organism: Ichthyophthirius multifiliis
Lineage: Eukaryota; Ciliophora; Oligohymenophorea; Hymenostomatida
Product: Insulin-degrading enzyme, putative
Exons: 3
Source: RefSeq, a predicted model, not a curated record